AUAAUCUUGACGUGUUAUGUACUGAGGGCAAGUUUUCAAGCGUCCGCCUAGAAACUAAGUGUAAGACAAAAUGCAAGCGGUGCGCGUGGCGGCGGCGGCGGCGGUGGCGGCAGCGCUCCUGUGCCAGGCGGUGGCGAUGCCCGAGGAGGUCGGCGCCGAGGAGGUGGGCCUCGAGAGCGACUUCGUGGACGUCGCGCCCGUGGCGGCCAAGAGCGUCGGCACAGGCCGAACCUUCUCGGACUGGAGCAAGAAAUUCUGGGAGUGGAUGGGCUAUGAGGACUACGACUACGACUACGAGUACUACUACCCCUCCAGCGCCUCCUCGCAGAUCGGCUACGGAUACCCCGCCGUCGGCUACAUCCCCGCUUCUGCCGGAGGACACCACUCCUCCUACAGCAGCUACAGCCCCAUUUCGUCCGGUCACCAGUUCGGCCACCCAGCUCGAGACGACUCCGAUGACGAGUGGUCUUUCACGGACAUGAUGUUCGACAUGGCCGUGACCAUCGUCCCCAUUGGCCUCCUGCUCUCUGCUCUGCCCACAGGCCUCUUCACCUUCGCCGUCAGGAGACGUAGCUUCGACGGCUCAUACCACCUGGAGGAGGAUUUCGACCCGUCGGAGCUCCCCCUCCUGCAGGCGCUGGUGGAGAGCGACUUCCUUGCCCUCGGCGAACGCGAGUGCCAGAUGAAGCUCUUCUGCGAGCUCACUCUGCUCGGCCAGAAGGAGAACGCUUCAUUCAUGCAGAAGGCUCUCUACUACAUCGCCACGCUGACGCCUGACUCCUUGGCCAGCCGCGUCGGCCUCGAGAAGCUGUUCCGCACGUCCCGCGACGGCACCUGCAGCGUCUUCAGCUGCAGCGCCGCCUACGGAGCCACGCCCAAGGUCACGCACAAGCCCACCCAAACCAACCACAUCGACGAGGUCUCCUCCGAGGUCGAGAAGGAGGCGGUGGAAGUUUCCAAGGAGUGAACGCCAACAGCGCUGCAGCUGUUUUGGGACUGAAGUGCUCCUGCAACCUCUGUCUCUCACGGCCACGAAGCUCGCGCCACUUUUUGGUCGUAAACAUCUCCCGUUUUGUUUGUCUUCGAGAGCGACGUCGUGAUUGGCCCAUGCGAUGACCGCAUGGCCAAUCAGAGGGCUGGACACAAACAAGGCUAGUCAUGUUUACUCCUAAAGUCAGCGCCGUUUUUCCAGGCCGAGAGAGUCCGCACUGGCACCAACGCAUGUAGCGAGUAAUUGAUAAGAUCUUCCUACACUAUUUAACCGAAGUUAACAUUGUUUUUUAUUUUUUUAUAAAUAGAUGUAAAUUCUGGGUAGGUCUCUGUUCUAACUCUUGACGAACAAGCAAGGAAGUUGCGAAACGAUGACCGACAGACUACGCAUUCGGACAAACUGCCGCGACGCUCCAGAAGAAGACGCGAGUUCCACUGUGCCAUAAAGGCCAUCACGCUCACUCCACGACGAGGGUCUCCCGCGCACGCGCACGCGCACAGACCCAACAGAACCCCUCCAAGAAUUCAGACGAAACUGUCCUCGCUGAGCCGGGUGACGC
Penaeus vannamei (Pacific white shrimp) is the source of this 1550-nucleotide messenger RNA. RefSeq lists its product as uncharacterized. NCBI's taxonomy places the organism in Eukaryota, Metazoa, Arthropoda, Malacostraca, Decapoda, Penaeidae. The record is from RefSeq and is a predicted model, not a curated record.